Messenger RNA from Cladophialophora immunda, 810 nucleotides. RefSeq lists its product as uncharacterized. Gene Ontology annotation, molecular function: oxidoreductase activity, acting on the CH-OH group of donors, NAD or NADP as acceptor. NCBI's taxonomy places the organism in Eukaryota, Fungi, Ascomycota, Eurotiomycetes, Chaetothyriales, Herpotrichiellaceae. Bases 1 to 810 code for a protein of 269 amino acids. The record is from RefSeq and is a predicted model, not a curated record. The transcript is spliced from 2 exons.
AUGGCAAAACGGACAGCCAUCGUGACUGGUUCAGCGCGCGGGAUUGGUGAAGCAAUCGCUCGACGACUAGCAGCCGAGAAUUAUGCGGUCUGCAUCAACGAUGUCGCGGCAAGUCGGCCGGAGGUCGAUAAACUGGUCGCCGAACUGAACGACACCCAUGGCCCGGGGACUGCCAUAGGCUUCGUCGCAGACGUAUCCCAAAGCAUCGAGGUCCAGGCCCUGAUCCAAGAAUCGGUCAGGAGGCUUGGCCCCCUAACGGUCAUGAUAGCUAACGCAGGAAUCGCGCAAGUCAAGCCGAUCCUAGAAAUCACGGAGGAGGAGGUAGUCAAGAUUUUCAAUGUCAAUUUCCUGGGAGUAUGGCAUUGUUAUACAAACGCCGCUAAACAGAUGAUUGCGCAGGGGCCAGCUCCCCCGGGCAGUACGGGAUACAAGAUCAUCGGAGCAGCUUCGAUUCUGGCGUUGAAGCCAUUUCCGCUUCUCCCGCACUAUUCAGUGUCAAAAUGGGCUGUUCGGGGUCUUACUCAGGUCUUCGCUAUGGAAAUGGCCAAACACAAGAUCAGUGUCAAUUGCUAUGCCCCUGGGAUAGUCGGGACAGAUAUGAUGGACAAGAUUGAUCGAAAACUUGCCGAGAUGGAGGGGAAACAGCCUGGAGAGGUUGCGGCGAGGCUGAGUCUCGAAAUGACGGCUAUGGGCAGAGUGAGCGUACCCCAAGAUGUGAGCAAGGUUGUUGGCGGCUUCUUAUGUGGUCCUGACUCGGAUUUUGUUACUGGCCAAACUAUCGUUGUGGAUGGUGGCAUAGUCUUCACAUAA